Molecule: messenger RNA, 1788 nt
Organism: Monoraphidium neglectum
Lineage: Eukaryota; Viridiplantae; Chlorophyta; Chlorophyceae; Sphaeropleales; Selenastraceae
Product: Dynein alpha chain, flagellar outer arm
Exons: 12
Coding region: 1-1788 (595 amino acids)
Biological process (GO): microtubule-based movement
Cellular component (GO): dynein complex
Molecular function (GO): minus-end-directed microtubule motor activity; dynein intermediate chain binding; dynein light intermediate chain binding
Source: RefSeq, a predicted model, not a curated record
AUGGGCCAGGGCCAGGAGGGCCCCGCGGAGGCCGUGCUGGACAGGUACAUCAAGGAGGGUGGCUGGGUGUUCCUGGACAACGUGCACCUCAUGCAGGUGGGGCGCGGGGCGGAUGAGGGCUGGAUUCCGCGGCUGGAGCGCAAGCUGGAGGCGGCAGCAGAGAGCGCGCACCCCGGGUUCAGGUGCUUCUUCAGCGCAGAGCCCAUCAACGGCGCGCCACAGGCCAAGAUCAUCCCCGAGUCCAUCCUGCAGAACUGCAUCAAGAUCUCCAACGAGCCCCCCAGCGACAUGAGCUCCAACAUGCGCCGCGCCCUCGCCGCCUUCAGCCCAGACCUGGAGGGCCGCCUCAGCUCCGCGCCCAAGCGCACUGCGUUCAGGUCCAUCCUGUUCGGGCUCUGCUUCUACCACUCCCUGCUGCUCGGCCGCAAGAAGUUUGGCGUCGGCAUCGGGACGGGCUCUGGCAGCGGUCUGGGCUUCUGCCGCGGCUACUCGUUCAACAUGGGUGACCUGGUGACGUGUGGUGACGUCCUCAUCAACUACCUGGAGGCCUACGACGCCAUCCCCUGGGACGACCUGCGCUACAUGUUUGGGGAGGUGUUCUAUGGUGGCCACAUUACAGACAACAUGGACCGGCGCUGCUGCACCACGUACCUGCAGGUCCUCAUCCGGCCCGAGAUCCUGCCCAUCGGCGACCUGUCCGACCCUGCGGCCUGCCAGCCCCCCGCCCUCGAGCUCGCCCCCGGUUUCCGCGCGCCGCUGCCCACCGGCUUUGAGGCGCUGCGCGACCACAUCGAGAGGGCGCUGCCCGCGGAGAGCCCCGUGGUGUACGGCAUGCACCCCAACGCCGAGCUCAGCCUGCUCACCAGCCUGGGGGAGACGCUGUUCAGGACGGUGGCGGACGUCAGCGGCGGCAGCGGAGGCUCGAGCGGCGGCGCGUCGUCCGGCGAGGCGGCGGUGCGUGCGGCGCUGAAGGACUACAGUGAGCGCCUGCCGGCGCCGUUUGUGAUGGUGGAGAUCGAGGGGCGCAUCAAGGAGAAGAGCCCCUACGUGGUGGUGGCCCUGCAGGAGGCCACGCGCAUGAACGCUCUGCUGGAGGAGAUGCGGCGUGGCAUGGAGGAGCUGCAGCUGGGCCUGGACGGCGCCCUCAACAUGAGCGACCGCAUGGAGGCCCUCGCGCGCGGCAUCGCCACCAACAGCGUGCCAGACGCCUGGAUGGCCUGCAUGAGCACACGCGUUCAGGAGGUGCUGUCCCUGGCGGCGUGGUAUGCGGACGUGCUCAAGCGCUACGACCAGCUGGCCGCCUGGACGGCCGGCACUGUUGUGGUGCCCAACAGCGUGUGGCUGUCGGGGCUGUUCAACCCCAAGGCCUUCCUGACGGCGGUGAUGCAGACGUACGCGCGCGCCAACAAGCUGCCGCUGGACGUCAUGCGCUUCGUCACAGACGUCACCACCAAGACCGUGGACCAGGUGACGGAGCCGGCGCCCCUGGGCUGCUACGUCCAUGGGCUGGUGCUGGAGGGGGCGCGCUGGGAUCGCGAGGAGGGGCGCCUCAAGGACUCCGCCCCCGGGGAGCUGCACCAACAAAUGCCAGUCAUCCAGGUGCGCCCUGUGACUGCAGACCAGCAUGACCUGGCGGGCUACUACCAGUGCCCCGUCUACACCAACAUGCAGCGCGCCAACGUCUACAGCCCCUGCGUGAGCACCUUCACGCUGCGCAGUGCGGCGGAGGGUGCCCACAAGUGGGUGCUGGCCAGCGUGGCCCUGCUGUUGCAGGACGACCUCGCAUGA